AUGCCUUCGCUGGAUGCGGAAAGCAAUCCCCACCCACUGAAUCAGCAAGAUCACUCCCUGGAGCCCUCCACCUACCAAGCCUCCAAUAUUGAAACCAGCAAAAAGCAUUAUUUCGACGAUGGUAUACCCUCCUUGUCUGAUACCGUAUACAAACCAACGUAUCCCCGCCGCCCGGUCGUAUCUACUAAGGUUGGCGUUCCUGGCUCAACCCCUGGCAAGAGCACCCCGCAGGAUGAUAUUUUGACAAAUCUCCAGGAUUACUACAGGUCAAAUCAAGAGCGCUUAGGGCGGGAGAAGCUAGGAGACGGUAGGGUGCAAGGAGCCAUACGGAAUGACAGAAUCGACGGCACAAGUCAACCCACAGGCCGCCGUCAACCAGGUAGUCCUCGCCUUCGAAAUGGAGAGGGCCGUACAAUAUCGCCCAUAGCCUCCCGCGUCAAUACCGCCCAACAUCCUUCUUCUGCGAAUCAUGAGAGAUCUCCGCUUAGUGCAGCCAAAUCCAGUCCAACUCUGUCAAGUACCGCUCGCAAUAGACAAACAUCUCUACAAGAGUUGGUCAACAAGUUUAAUCAAACGCCAGAUGAGGUGCCCCCUCUUCCUAAGAAGCCUGCUUCUCGAUCACCUUCAGCUAGCUCCUCCCGUGGCCAAGGCAUUCGUUCACGUACCGCUUCUCAGGCCAAAGCCUCUGGUGGUCGGCUCUCUUCCGGGUCGCUCUCAAGUGACAAUAUGAGCAUACGAGAGCCUCGAUUUCGACAGCAAGAAAAAUCUCGAACGCAAGAUGACCGAAUGACUAGUCCAAAAUUGGAGAAGAAUUAUACGCUCGAGGCGUCCGAAACGGUACCCGCCAAACCGCUCACCUCCGAAUCACUUGUAGAUCUUGCACCAGAGAUGAUGAAUCUACCCCGCAAACCAUUGUUUGGUGAGGUCGUAAGAUCGCACAUUCCUCAGCCCAAUGCUGGCUACGGAAUACCCAUCUCUAAGAGACGAAGAGGUUCAGAAGGCAGCUUACACAGUCCUCGGACGCUAUACUCGGAUCAAGAUUAUUCGCGGCGCCGAGAUCACUCCCCCGACUCGCCAAGUGCGUGGUAUUAUGCUACUGCUCCUCCACUAGAGGAAAUCAAAGCUAAGGGCGAGAUUCCGGAACCGCCUCCAAAUCUGCACCGACGAACUCGAAGUGAUUUGCACGGCAUGCCUUCAAGCCCAAUUUCAUCUCGAAAAUAUACAAAUACUUUGUCACCACCUUCUUCGCCGUUACCUACCGAAACGCCAAGGCGCACCUCUCAAUCGAGAAUUCCUGUCAGCACCCGUCGAUUCAGCGUAAAUUCUGACUCUGGCAAUUCUCCACCCUCAACCCGAACCAGUUCUGCUGCUGAGACUGCACCUACAAAAUUAUCGACACGAAGCCGUGCUCCGCCUCCGAAGCCAUUGCAAACUGCUAGAAUAUCUCCCCGUUACUCACGCUCAAAUACCCCGCAGAAGUCCCCUCGAUAUCAGCAUAAUACUAGUAGACCGGUCGCUUCACCUAGCCUCCCGGCAUUUAUAUCAGAGCCGCUGCCUAAGAAAUCGCCACCUUUGCGAAGCUCAAGACCAAGGCAACCAGUUUCGAACGCAUCUACCUCAGCUUCAAGGGCCAGAGCGGUUGACAGAGUCGGAGGUGAAAACCAUGGCUCGCGAAACCCCAAGGAGGGUAAAUUGAAAAGGCCACCUGAGCUUGGGGCUUUGGAUUUUGCAGCUAGAAGACAGAGAAUACAACAAGCUUUCACAAAGACCGUGAGAGAGGAAGAAGAGCGAGAAAUACGCAGGGCCUCCAUAGCUCGUGAGCUCUCUGUACAAGCCUCGACCUCUGUAGAAGCAUCAACAGAUGAUGUGUUCUUAUCAGGAGACUUGCCCAAAGCUGAAAGGCCCGUGCAAGGCAUCAAAGGGAGGGAGCAGCCGGAUGAAGCUGGCGCAGAGGCGUCAAAAUCCGAACCAGGACUCACUCUACAGACCGGUCAGCUUUCCGAUCGAUCUACACUCAACCUUAGUCUAGAGGACUCUCCAACAUUGGGUAAUUUCAACUCUCAAUUCUCGCCUGACACGAAUGGCUAUGGACCAAAUCAGUCCACUCCAAACUCGGACAUUGAUCCGGGCUCAGCGGUUACUGCUGGUACGGGAGACUCUGUGGACACUUUCUUUGAUGACGAAGCCCAGGACGAGUCAAGAGAUAGCUCGCGCCCUUCAUCGCUAGCUCAACCAGCAUUACUGCAGAACAUUAUGGCUAUGCGGAAUUCCAGAACGCCGAGUCCACCUGGAAUUAGAAAACGUGAAAUCAACGAGGAGCACGAGUCUGGAGAUGAUAGGGAGUCGAUCCAAAUCAUGCUAGGCGCAACGCCAGUAUUAGAAAAGAGGUCCUUCAAUGAUGAUCAUGAAAGGGCUCCCUCGAGCGAGGACCCGGACAGCCGAUGGAGUAUGAGCUCCUGGACUUCAUCAAACAAAUCGCGCGAUGAGAAAGACACCUUCUUGGAGCGCGUUGAAGAGCAUCCGCCUUCACAAGCCACUGAAGACCCUCAUCUAUCUAUUUCGACAUCGGCUAGUGAGCUUACCCAACCUGCUUGGUCCCCUACAUCUGUAGCUUCGCCUCAAACCAAUCGCACUACCCUAGAUAGUGAUCGCUACAGUACUGUAAACCGAGUACUAGAUCAGUACCACGAUCCUAAUGCGUUGAGUCCUGAUCUGAUCCGUGACGCACAGCACCAGUCUUAUAACCGAUCACCUGAGCUGGCGCGGCAAGGUGGUUAUGAUCCUCGAAAAGUAACACAGCUCUACUUGCAGAGAAUCGCUCGAGACCGCAAUGCCACGCCUAGUGCAACGCCUGAAGAUAUUAAAGCGCACAUCAACAAGCGGACGAGCUCAUUGCCGGUCCCGGAGCCAGCCUCAGAUAAACAAGUCAGGGAUGAUAUGGACGAGAAAAUGCUUCCGACGACUGGGCACAGCCGGAACCUGUCGGCAUCCUCUACUGUUCUGGAUGUGGAUGACGAAGGCAAUCUCAAGCCAGCCCGAGCUAGUCUAAGCCGUCCUGACGACUUUGACAUGUCUCCUUCCCUCGGUGGGUUCGCAGAGCAAGCGGCUGAUACACCUUAUGAAGAAAGGCCAACGCCUCCGGAGAAAGACAGAUUUGUUGGCAGAGGGCAAAGAUUACCUGAGGGCUACGACGGUGGCAGGGGCCGUCACCACCACCCAGACGAUGAGUCCCGGCCUCAGUUACCACCUAUCAACUUUGGAGGGCAAAGUCUAGCCAUCAACGUGGAGCCACCACAAGGAGGUGACUCUUCUUACAAGCCAUCACCAUCGGUUCCAAAACACUCACCACCUCCGCCACCAAUUGAGACCAGAGAAUACAGCCGACAGAACGUAGAGCCUUCUAGUGAGACACCUCGAGCAACGCGACCAGGCAACAUUUCUAAGCCGUCCGAUGACUCAUCUAUUUCUCGAGAUGAGCCCUCAACGCAAGCGGACAUUAUCUCCAAAAAGCUUUCGCCGUCACCAGAGCAGAAGCGAUUGACCCGACGUAAGAACAUCAUCAAGGAAUUGGUUGACACCGAACACUCCUUUGGCCAGGACAUGAGAGUUGUGGAGGAUAUCUAUCGAGGAACGUCGAACGUGAUCAUAUCGGCAGACGAUGUUAAAACGCUAUUUGGGAACUCUAAUCAGAUCAUCGAAUUCUCCACACAGUUCCUUGACUCGUUAAAGCAAGCUUCUAGGGCAGUCUACGCGCUGUCAAAAGCCAAGCGCUGGAAAAGCAAUCGCACUAGCAAUGCUACCACCUACAGUGGAGCGACCGGAGAUGAAUCGUCCGUUAAUGGUCUUGAACUUACAGACGACGAGAAAGAUCGGAAGACGUUCAUUGGCGAAACCUUUGGGCACCAUAUGGCUGAGAUGGAGAAGACAUAUAGUGAAUAUCUUAAGAACCACGACGCCGCCAAUCAAAAACUUGUACAGCUUCAGAAGAACCAGAAGGUACAAAUAUGGCUCAAGGAAUGCAAAGCCUAUGCCUCUGACCUGACAGCAGCAUGGAAUCUCGAUGCCUUGAUUGUCAAGCCGGUGCAGAGACUGCUCAAGUACCCACUUCUUCUGGAUCAAUUACUUGAGGCCACUCCUGAGAACCAUCCGGAUUACACUGCUCUUGAUAUUGCAGCCAGAGAAAUGAAAGGCGUUUCAAUGCGUAUCAACGAAGCCAAAAGACGGGCCGACAUCAUGGAGACGGUGACGACUGGUAACCGGAAGCGCAAGGAAUCAGACAUGCGAACUGGGCUUGCGAAAGCCUUUGGUGCUGGAAAGAAAAUCCGCCAACAGGUCGGAUCGUCCGGCAUGUUUGAAGACAGGGUAUAUACAGGAAUUGCCGACAAAUUCUCCGAGCACUUCGUUCGUCUCCAAGUGGUCAUGCGCGACGUGGAGAUGUAUACUGGUGACGUGGAGAUAUUCAUGAGGAAAUUUCUCGACUUUGCGACAGCAAUGGAGGCGCAUAUUGAUGUGGGCCAAACCAGUUUCCCUGAGCUUGAAAGCAAAUGGCACAAGUUCAGAAUGUCUAUGAGAGACAUGUCGACCAUGGCUCUUCCUGACCACAUCGAUUCAGUACGCAAACAUGUUGUCCAGCCGAUGACUACUCUAGUAAAGCUGCACGAGGGGCCGCAAAGGCUGAUGCAGAAGCGCGAAAAACGCUUGCCGGAUUAUACACGAUACAAAGCUAUUACCGAUCGCGGCGACAAGCCAGACAAGAAGACUACAGACCAAGGCGAACAAUUCCUCGCAGUCAAUAGUACCCUGAAAGACGAGCUUCCGCAAUUAUUCACUUUAACGGGAAAGCUCAUGGAGCGCUGUCUCAGCAAUUUCGUACAGCUUCAAUUCAAAUGGUUCAAACUAUGGAAACUGAAAUUGAAGCAAGCCAUCGACAUUCGAUCCGCAACGCAGGAUGGUGACUUUCAAGAAGAACUCAUAAAGAUCGUCAAAGGGUUUAGUGCGGACGUUGCCUUCCAUGAGGCUCAAGUAGCUUCCCUUGGCUUAUGCAACGGCUCAAUGCUGAAUGAGACACCCAAUUUAGUUACAUUUGCCGCACCAGGCGGAUCUGGCACCAGCUUCAUUGGCAGAUCAGACUCUACCCUAGUCGAAGGCCAAUACGAAGGCACCACCUCGCCAAGGGCAGGGCCGUCAUUUGAUUCCACAAGAAGAACGUUGUCUGUCAGUAGUGACAGGUCUCCAGUCCUACCUCAACCUGACUUCGGGAGCUAUCGUCCGAACGGAAGCUUUUUCAACGUCGGCGAUGCAUCUACACCAGGACCUAUGCCUCAGCGACAACCCAGUCAACGUAUACGUGCUAGCUCUUCCGUAUCCGGAAACGGCCCGCAAACACCUUAUCCACCGGGCAGUUGGCGAUCCUACUCCAACACCACCACACCCAUCAACUCAACGCCGGGCCGUCCACCAACGGCCACGGGAAGAAUACCCACUGAUCCCACUCCAUCACUUCGUCCUAGUAUAGACAGUUCUCACUUCAAUCGUCUGAGUGACGACUCGGCUUUGGCGCGUCCACCCCCGGGCGUCAAUUACACCCCAUCGAGCCAGGCACGAUCAACAUCACCAUCAAGAAAUCGAUUUUCGGGCUACUUCUCUUCGGCAAUGCCUAUGUCUGAUUCGCCGCCCACUCAGUCGCCCACCAAUGGCCCCUUCAAGUCGGAUUUCAAUGUCAUCUUUUUGGCAGCAAGCGUGUACGAAUUCAAUAUUGAUCGAGCCAGGAAGGAAGCUGGAUAUCCAUACCUCACGUACGUGGCUGGGGAGAUCUUUGACGUGAUUGGCGAAAAGGGGAGCUAUGGCUUGCGAAAAAUCAAGACGAUCCCGACAGCCUUGUUGGCUGGAUCUGGAACAAACACUUUGUCAAAUUGGCUGGCUAGGGUCGAUCCGCUAUACGGAUCCUUCCCAGAUCACUCACACUACGUUCCCUGGAAUGAUUACCCGACAACCUUGGAGCAAUUUCCUCAAUCGAUUGAGGCUUGCUCUUCACCCUUUCUCUUCAGGAAAAAAUUACACUAUGGGGGCGACCAUAUAUCAAGAUGGCGAACAGAUGGUAGAAGAAGGAUUGAGGGCAGCAGGCGUGCUAGGAUUAGAAUUUGUCGAUUUCAGCAAGGCGUUUGUGCGCUCUCCGAGGGUGUACCGAGCUGGUCAUGUACGCGGUCAUGA
Molecule: messenger RNA, 6210 nt
Organism: Bacidia gigantensis
Lineage: Eukaryota; Fungi; Ascomycota; Lecanoromycetes; Lecanorales; Ramalinaceae
Exons: 3
Coding region: 1-6210 (2069 amino acids)
Biological process (GO): intracellular signal transduction
Cellular component (GO): cytoplasm
Molecular function (GO): guanyl-nucleotide exchange factor activity; protein binding
Source: RefSeq, a predicted model, not a curated record